Malassezia japonica is the source of this 1113-nucleotide messenger RNA. RefSeq lists its product as uncharacterized. The coding region runs from base 1 to 1113 and encodes 370 amino acids. NCBI's taxonomy places the organism in Eukaryota, Fungi, Basidiomycota, Malasseziomycetes, Malasseziales, Malasseziaceae. The record is from RefSeq and is a predicted model, not a curated record. The transcript has a single exon.
AUGCCUAUGCUACAGGUGUUAUCACAACCCAAGAGCGCACGCGACGCGGUGGUGGCAUGGUCCAUGCUAGAGCACCUCUCGGAGGGGGUGCACUAUACGUCAGAGUCCGAUUCGCUCAUACCCCCGGUUCUUCUGCGGAAUACAGUGCGCGAACAAAUUGUUCAGGUGGUGCAGGAGAAGGCGCUAUCCGACGCCGUGCUGCAGUCGCUCGCCAAAGGCAUUCCCCACGGCUACGAGCUCCUACCAGCCAUCUCGACGCCGCUGCUGCACCUGUCGUAUCACGAUAAAGCGAGCGUGAGAAAAAAGAGCCUGCAAGCGAUGUACUAUGGUAUGCUGAGUGAGUGGGACGCGAUGCACGCGGUCGAAGACGAAAGCCGCCCCGACUGCGAACUAGCACCGGUCCUCCUGGAGCGUGUCCACGAGAUGCUCGAUACGUCCCGCCGCCGCCGUGCUCCCGAGACAGAUGCAGGCGUGCUGCGCACCAUUGUUCGCAUCUUGCGGUGGGUUUCCGAGCGCCAGCCGGCGCUCCUGGGCCGGUCACGAAUGACGGAGCUGCUUCAGCCCCUGUGCCGCGCCGACGCGCCCUAUCUGCGCCUCGCUGCCAUCGAAGCGUGCCGAUCAGUGAUUCGCGAUCUAGACAAAGACGAUCUGGAACCGCUUGAGGCGACUCUUGUCGAUGUCUAUGCCCGGCAUGGUCUCACGUCCUCGACGCUAGCCUAUGCGACCGGACUCGAAUGUGCGCGAACACUGGGCCAACUAUGGCUACGCAUUCCCCCGCGCGAUACCCCAGAGCGUGCCCCCCAAGAAUCCGCCAUCCUCGCAUUCGUACGUGCACAACUUCCCCAGCCCAACAGCAACAUUCGGCACUAUACCCUCUCGGUCCUGCAGGCGUGGAUCCCUCUAGAUUGGAUGCAUGCUCCCUCGGCCGGUUCCACCUUUUCUACAUUUGGUCUUACCGAGCGCGAAACACAAAUACUCUUUUCCUACGCGCGCGACGCGGACCCCCUGCUCCCCACAGGCCUUGCGGCGCUGUGUGCGGCUGCGAUGGCGCCACGCGAUUCGCCGCCUGACGCCACGCCUCCACGCGCGGAAAGUAGCGCGGGUGGAGAGUAG